CAACAUUCUUACACCACGCUUGCUUCCCUUUGUCGUUGCACCUCGACCACACAAUGCAUCGUCCUAAGGCCCUCACAAUGGGCGAGUGCACCCCCGCGAAGCCUGUUGUGCGUCUGUACGGCGGUACACCACAAUCGACAGAACGCCUGCACAAGCCCUUCAAGUGCCCCGGGUCUGCAGUAUCGACACGAGUAUCAGAGAAGCCUGCCAGAAAGAGGCGGAAGGUCGAUUACGCAGGAGCUGAUGGCGAGAAUGGUGACGAUAAGCCCUACUCCAACGACGACCGAUUAGCGCUCGCCACGCGCGACAUCAAUCGAUUUCCAGUGUUCAAACCGAAGGAUAAAGACACAGCGUUCAGAGCGAGGUUUACCAUUCCUCUGCUGAACAAGGAUACUACGUCAUACAAUGCCAAUCGACCAGCGCCACUCCUGGGUAUGCGGCAAGGCGCUGUAUUCGUUGCGCGACCACUACACGAUCCGAGUGGAGAAUUUGCCAUUGUUCUGUACGAUCCCACAGUCGAUGACAAACCUGCACCAAAGGAAGAGAUAGUACCCAAGAUGAGCCAGGAAGAGAAGAAAGAAAUGGAUACUCCAGUAGUGCACAAGAGUCUUGCGGAAAUCCUUGGAUUGAAGAAGAAGGUGGACGAGCAACGGCCACGAGUACCAGUUGUAAUCGACCCAAGAUUGGCCAAAGUCUUACGUCCGCAUCAAGUUGAAGGUGUACGGUUUUUGUAUCGAGCUACGACUGGCUUGAUCGACUCGAAAGCAAACGGAUGCAUCAUGGCAGAUGAGAUGGGUCUCGGCAAGACGUUGCAAUGCAUUGCUCUCAUGUGGACACUGAUCAAGCAGUCUCCUGAUGCCGGCAAGUCGACGAUCCAGAAGUGUGUAAUCGCUUGCCCUUCCAGUCUCGUGAGGAAUUGGGCAAAUGAGCUGGUCAAGUGGUUAGGACCAGAUGCUAUUCACCCUUUCGCCAUCGACGGCAAAGCCACAAAGGAGGAGCUUAUUUCACAGAUACGGCAGUGGUCUAUCGCGUCCGGACGUGCCGUUGUUCGACCUGUCCUUAUUGUCUCUUACGAAACGCUCCGCCUUUACGUUGACGAGUUUGGUCAGACCCCCAUCGGCUUGUUACUCUGCGACGAGGGCCAUCGACUGAAGAACGGAGAGAGUCAGACUUUUACAGCGCUGAAUGGGCUCAACGUACAACGCCGCGUUAUUCUUUCAGGUACCCCCAUCCAGAACGACUUGUCCGAAUACUUCGCUUUGCUGAACUUCGCGAACCCCAAUUACCUUGGCACACGGGCGGACUUCCGCAAGCAGUUUGAGAUUCCCAUUCUGAGAGGUCGUGAUGCCGAUGGCACAGAGGAAGACCGGAACAAGGGUGACGAGCGUCUCAAAGAGCUUCUGACGCUAGUCAACAAGUUCAUCAUUCGACGUACCAACGACAUUCUCUCGAAGUACCUGCCCGUUAAGUAUGAACACGUGGUAUUCUGCAACCUCGCACCAUUUCAGAAGGAUCUUUACAAUCACUUCCUCCGGUCGCCGGAUAUCAAGAUGUUGCUCAAGGGGACGGGUUCACAGCCUCUCAAGGCUAUUGGUAUGCUGAAGAAGCUCUGCAACCAUCCUGACCUACUCGACCUUCCCCAAGAUCUACCGGGCUGCGAGGACAAGCUUCCGGAAGACUUCGUACCUAAGGAUGCUCGAGGGAGAGAUCGCGAUGUCAAGGUCUGGUACUCCGGCAAGAUGCUAGUGCUCGAUCGCAUGCUUGCGCGCAUCCGCGCCGAGACAAACGACAAAAUCGUCCUCAUCUCCAACUACACACAGACCCUCGACAUCUUCGGCGCACUUUGUCGAUCCCGAGGAUAUGGAUGUCUGCGUCUCGAUGGCACGAUGAACGUCAGCAAGCGCCAGAAACUAGUCGACAAGUUCAACGACCCCGAGGGCCCCGAAUUCGUCUUCCUCCUAUCCUCCAAGGCCGGAGGAUGCGGUCUCAACCUCAUCGGCGCAAAUCGCCUCGUGCUCUUCGAUCCUGAUUGGAAUCCUGCUGCUGACCAGCAAGCACUUGCGCGAGUGUGGCGUGACGGGCAGAAGAAGGAUUGUUUCGUCUACCGCUUCAUGACCACCGGUACCAUCGAGGAGAAGAUCUUCCAGCGCCAGUCGCACAAGCAAUCCCUCUCAUCGUGCGUCGUCGACUCGGCGGAAGAUGUCGAGCGCCAUUUUAGUCUCGAUUCGCUGCGCGAACUGUUCAUGUACAGAGACAACACGACCAGCGAUACGCACGAUACGUUUAAGUGCAAGCGCUGUCGCAAGGAGGACGGGCGCCAGGUCAUCAAGGCGCCGGCUAUGUUGUAUGGUGAUACAAGUACGUGGAAUCACUUUGUUAAUGAUGGGGAGUCCGGGCCGCUGGGGCAGAUUCAGGAUCUUUUGCUUAGACAGGAGACGGCGGAGGGGUGUAACGAGGUUAGCGCUGUGUUCCAGUAUAUCAGUCAUUAGUUGGUAGAUUUGAAUAGCGGAGGUGUUUUGGGCGUUGGGUUGGCUUUGGUGACUUAUGAGGGGUGGCAUUGCACGGAAAUAUUUUGGAUAAGGCGUUGUGUUAUAGCGGUCUUUUGU
This is a messenger RNA of Macroventuria anomochaeta, 2606 nucleotides long. RefSeq lists its product as uncharacterized. Gene Ontology annotation, biological process: reciprocal meiotic recombination; double-strand break repair via synthesis-dependent strand annealing. The record is from RefSeq and is a predicted model, not a curated record. NCBI's taxonomy places the organism in Eukaryota, Fungi, Ascomycota, Dothideomycetes, Pleosporales, Didymellaceae. The transcript has 2 exons. Gene Ontology annotation, molecular function: ATP-dependent chromatin remodeler activity; DNA translocase activity; hydrolase activity, acting on acid anhydrides. Gene Ontology annotation, cellular component: nucleus. Bases 54 to 2489 code for a protein of 811 amino acids.